Perca flavescens (yellow perch) is the source of this 1032-nucleotide messenger RNA. RefSeq names its product calcium channel, voltage-dependent, gamma subunit 7a (gene cacng7a). The record is from RefSeq and is a predicted model, not a curated record. The transcript is spliced from 6 exons. Bases 1 to 1032 code for a protein of 343 amino acids. Gene Ontology annotation, biological process: neurotransmitter receptor transport, postsynaptic endosome to lysosome; positive regulation of synaptic transmission, glutamatergic; calcium ion transport. Lineage: Eukaryota; Metazoa; Chordata; Actinopteri; Perciformes; Percidae. Gene Ontology annotation, cellular component: AMPA glutamate receptor complex; postsynaptic density membrane. Gene Ontology annotation, molecular function: channel regulator activity; voltage-gated calcium channel activity.
AUGAGUUCGUUCAGUACGAGGGCUCUGACGCUGCUCUCGUCGGUUUUCGGGGCCUGUGGUUUGCUGUUGGUCGGCGUCGCUGUGUCGACAGACUACUGGCUGCUGAUGGAGGAGGGAAUUAUCCUGCAGCAGAACCAGACCCAGGAGGUCAAGAUGGCGCUGCACUCUGGCCUCUGGAGGGUCUGCUUCGUGGCCGGACCAGAGAAGGGCAGAUGUGUGGCGUCGGAAUAUUUCACCGAGCCAGAGAUAGAGAUCACGACAGAAAAUACAGCCAACAUACUCAAAAUGGUCCGAACUGCCACUCCCUUCCCCAUGGUCUCCCUGCUCUUCGUCUUCACCGCCUUCGUCAUCAGCAACAUUGGACACAUCCGGCCGCAGCGCACCAUCCUCGCCUUUGUUUCCGGAAUAUUCUUCAUACUGUCAGGUCUCAGCCUGGUGGUUGGUCUGGUUUUGUAUAUCUCCAGCAUUAAUGACGAGGUGAUGAACCGACCUAGAGAGCCAGAGGCGUUCUUCCACUACCGCUACGGCUGGUCCUUCGCCUUCGCUGCCUCCUCCUUCCUGCUGAAAGAGGGCGCGGGAGUGAUGUCCGUCUACCUGUUCAUGAAGCGUUACGCUGAGGAGGAGCUGUACCGGCCCCAUCCCGCCCUCUACCGCCCCCGCAUGUCCGAAUGCAGCGACUACAGCGGCCAGUUCCUCCACCCGGACUCCUGGCCUCCGCCGAAGCGGGGCCGCAGCGCCUCCGACGUCUCCUCCGACAUCUCCAUCCAGCUCAACCAGACGCCGCCUUCGCAGGCACAGCCCAAGGGGGGCAGCAGCUCCCAGCAGACGCCCUCCUCCUCUGGGCCUUCAUCGGCGGCCAGCUACCAGCUCCCAUCCCAUGCCCACGGCCACCCUCAGCCCCACAGCCACCCUCAGCCACACCCCCACCCGAGCGGGCCCCCGCCCCAGUCCCUGCCCAUGGGGGUGCCACCCUCAGCCGUGCCUCCUCCCCGCUAUCACGCGCACAUGCGAAUGAGCGCCUCGCCAUGCUAG